AAAAGAAGAUAGAGAGAUCCAACUAAUUUGGUUGAGAUAAGAUCGAUAAUAAUAAAAGUUAGGUAAUGGUUGAGGUUAUUAUAUAUACACACCAUAUCCGUUUACGGUUUUCAGCCAGUAUUAUGAAGUCAAUGAUUUUGGAAACAUAAUACUACAAUAAUAUAUAGGGAUCAACCACGAUUCCAUAAAGAAGCUCAAGGUGGAGCUAAAAUUAAGAGCACCGGAAAAAAAGGAUCAAUUCAUCUGAUAAAAAAAAUGAAGUUGCGAAUGGCGAGAGGGGAAGUUUAUCUAAGGGUCUCAGCAAUACUGGUUUUGGUAUUAACAGCAUGUUUGGUUGCUUUAGAUACUCAAACCAAGGUUGUGUUCUUAUCUAUUGAGAAGAAGGCUACAUGCAGAGACUUGAACGCUCUCAAGAUCUUGGUGUAUGUUACAUCUGCGUCUGCUGGUUAUAAUCUGCUUCUAUUGUGCAAACACUCCAUUUGGUCUAGAAAAAACUUCAAAGGGUCUUAUCUAUGCAUGGCUUGGAUUUGUUUCUUGUUGGAUCAGAUCGCCGUGUACAUGACAUUUGCUGCAAACACUGCAGCAAUGGGAGCCGCGAUGCUAGCAAUAACUGGAUCAGAUGCCUUUCAGUGGCUAAAGGUAUGUGACAAAUUCACAAGAUUCUGCGUCCAAAUAGGAGGGGCUUUGUUAUGCGGCUAUGCAGCGUCCAUCAUAAUGGCUCUAAUAUCCACUAUCUCAGCCUACCAAGUGUUCAGGAUGUACUCGCCAAAGUGGUUCUUGCGUUUGAAGAACAUGUGAUCAUUAUCUAUCUUUUCAGCAAGGAGCAAAAAUAUGAAGAAAAGCUCGUCAAAGGGUAGUAUAGUUUUGCCUUUGUUCUCAACUGCUAUUAGGCUGAUGUAUUAUUUUCCUUCUCUUUUUUACUUGUGUGUUUCCCCCCGCCUAAAGUACUUACUCUUUGUCCAGUGAAAGAAAUUAAGCAAAAAAGAAAUAACAAAAAUAGAAUGAAAAAAAAAUUGUAUUAUUUUUAUCAAUAAAAAUAGAAGAAGAAUCUUAGUA
Messenger RNA from Glycine soja, 1056 nucleotides. RefSeq names its product CASP-like protein 2C1. The transcript has 3 exons. The record is from RefSeq and is a predicted model, not a curated record. NCBI's taxonomy places the organism in Eukaryota, Viridiplantae, Streptophyta, Magnoliopsida, Fabales, Fabaceae. The coding region runs from base 256 to 798 and encodes 180 amino acids.